CUUUUUCUAUGAGUUCCAGCAUCGACCCAGUUCUUUUGAGAAGAUCGAGCCGGCCUGGGUGCGGACUGAUCAUGGGGCUGAGAAGACCUUCACCUUCGGGGGUUCUUUCCUCGUGGAUGAGAGCUCCAUGCUGGAAGCCACAGAAGAGUAGCAGCAGCUGAGCCUCACCACGAUGGCCCAGUGGACCCCCUUCUCCUGGACAGGCUCCAGACUUGAAAUGGGCCUUCCCCUUUCCCUGACUCACUCCUCGUCCUUCACCUUGAAGACUGUAUCUUCUCCAGAGAGCCUUUCUUCCCUGACCACCAUCACCCAGUUGUGGAUUCCCACAUCGUGAUUGCUUGUGGCAGGCGCCAGCCAGCUGGAGCAUGAGUUGGAUUCUGUGCCUGCCCCUCACCCUCUGCCUGAUGGCACAGACAGCCCUGGGUGCCUUGCACACCAAGGAGCCUCUAGUGGUUACCGAAUAUGGGACCCUCCGAAAGCAGAUACACGUGGGGAAGACACCCAUCAAUGCCUUCCUAGGAGUUCCCUUCUACAGACCGCCUGUGGGUGCCUGCAGGUACACUGCCCCAGAACCCCCAGAGCCCUGGGAAGGAAUCAGAGAUGCUACCACCUAUGCCCCGGUGUGCCUUCAGGAGUCCUGGGGGCAGAUCACCUCCGUGUACUUCAACACACACAAAAAAUACAAGUGGCUGCGUUUCAGUGAGCACUGUCUGUACCUGAAUGUGUACGCGCCAGUAGGAGUGCUUGGGGACCCUCUGCUGCCUGCGAUGGUCUGGUUCCCAGGACACGCCUUCCUCGUGGGCUCCGCUUCCACGUAUAAUGGCUCCAAAUUGGCGGCCCGGGAGAAAGUGGUGCUAGCUCUGCACCACAGCCUCGGUGUCCUGGGCUUCCUUAGCACAGGCGAUAGCCAGGCCCGCGGGAAUUGGGCGCUACUGGACCGGGUUGCAGCUGUGCGCUGGGUGCCGAAGAACAUCGCAGCCUUCGGCGGAGACCCAAGCUGGGUGACCUUGUUUGGCCAGUCAUCAGGGGCCAUGUACAUCUCGGGACUGAUGACAUCACCCCUAGCCUGGGGCCUCUUCCAUCAGGCCAUUUCCCAGAGUGGCACCGCAGUGCUCAGAGUCUUCGUCACCUGGCUGAGGUCUAGCUGGGCUUGA
Molecule: messenger RNA, 1154 nt
Organism: Kogia breviceps (pygmy sperm whale)
Lineage: Eukaryota; Metazoa; Chordata; Mammalia; Artiodactyla; Physeteridae
Source: RefSeq, a predicted model, not a curated record